Molecule: messenger RNA, 1430 nt
Organism: Ziziphus jujuba (common jujube)
Lineage: Eukaryota; Viridiplantae; Streptophyta; Magnoliopsida; Rosales; Rhamnaceae
Product: meiotic nuclear division protein 1 homolog
Exons: 10
Coding region: 358-1011 (217 amino acids)
Biological process (GO): reciprocal meiotic recombination
Cellular component (GO): nucleus
Molecular function (GO): double-stranded DNA binding
Source: RefSeq, a predicted model, not a curated record
UAGGCUCCUUAUCCUUAUCCUUGACAAUUGAAACCUUCACAUGUAUUUUAUUUUAUUUUAAAAUAAAAAAAUAGCCAUGAUAUGCAAACAGUGGUUUAGGUCGGUGGACUAGAGAAUUUCAGUAAUUUGGGCCGUAGGUUAGUAUUGGACCAAAUGAAAAUCAUUCCCGCCAAUGCCAAAUCGAACGAGGAGGGCAUCGCACACGCCGCCUGCUCUUCUUCAGUUGUUGUUGUUCUUCUUCUUCUUCCGCAGAGCAUAGUGCCACAGUGAGUGAGUAAUCCUAAUCAGAUCUGACAUCUACCGGCUCAGCUUGUUCGUAGUACGUACUCCUCCACUUUCAGUUCCGCUUCCAUUUCCAUGUCGAAAAAAAGAGGUCUUUCGCUGGACGAGAAGCGCGAGAAGAUACUUCAAAUCUUUUAUGAUUCUCAGGACUUUUUCCUCCUUAAGGAACUUGAGAAAUUGGGCCCAAAGAAAGGUGUGAUUAGCCAGUCAGUGAAAGAUGUGGUCCAGAGUCUGGUGGAUGAUGAUCUUGUUUUAAAAGACAAGAUAGGAACUUCUGUGUAUUUUUGGAGUCUCCCUAGCUGUGCUGGAAAUCAGCUGAGGAAUGUGCAUCGCAAACUUGAAUCUGAUAUUCAAAGAAGUGAAAAGCGGCUUGCAGAACUUGUUGAUCAGUGUGAUGCCCUAAAGAAGGGGAGAGAGGCAUCUGAUGAACGAGAGGAAGCCUUAGCUAAGCUAAAAUCCAUUGAGCUCAAGUACUCUGAGUUAAAGCGUGAAAUGGAGCAGUAUGCGGAAAAUGAUCCGGCUGCCUUUGAAGAAAUGAAGAAAGCAAUUGAAGUUGCCCACGCGGCAGUAAACAGAUGGACAGACAACAUUUUCACAUUGCGCCAGUGGUGUUCAAACAAUUUCCCCGAGGCCAGAGAGCAGCUUGAAAGCAUGUACAAAGAGGUAGGAAUAACUGAUGACUUCGACUAUUUGGAGUUGUCGUCAGUUCCCACGCAGCUCGAUGGGUGAUUAGACGGUUGCACAUGAUAAUAAUAUAGCUGGUUGCAUUUCUAUGACUACAUAUGUAGACCUAGUGAUGUCAGCACAAUGCAAGUUUCCUUUUUCUGCAUAAAACACUGAUACGUUGACUUGAUUCAAGCUUUAUGAAAUCAUAAAUGUUGAGAAGAAGUUACAUCUGAUGGUUAGUGGAAUUGACUCCGAUGCAAAAGUCCUAUGCGGCUAUUUGGUAUUUGUGUGUUGUUUGAAUUGAGUAACAUUAAUGAUUUGACUUUGCUGUUUGCCGGAGGCAUUCUGAAGCGACAAGGAUCUCUCAUUUCAUUAGAAAAGAAAUGGAACGUCUUAAUUUGCAUUAGCCAAAUUAUGAUCUGUCAACAAUAUCGAACCUAAUGGCUAAAUUUGUGCCAUAUCAUCAUUGUAAGAUAGAAACA